UAUAUAAUAAAUUUUAUUAAAAUUAAUAUUUAAAUUCAAUUAGUAAUACCAUAAACUCUUUCGCAUUGGAAUAAUAGAAUCUAAACCUAGGAUAAAUUGGGAACUGGGCAGAGUUCACCUCACUAACCCAUUCUGUUCGUGGGUGUUUCUGAGACGUUGCAGAAAAUUGAUCAACUUGCAAAAACAUUUUCCAGUCAAAACACCAAGAAAGGGCAAAAAAAAAAAAAAAGAGAAAACUCUCUCUCUCUUUGGCGUUUGUGGUGCUUAUCUGAACACAAUCGUUUCCAAAGACAAAGAUAGUGAAACAUGAAGAGUAGGAAACAGAUUCCUAUGGAUGUGAUCUUCGACAUAUUCACAAGUCUUCCUGUUAAGUCUUUGGUAAGGUUCAGGUGCAUUUCCAAGAGCUGCUCCUCCAUUAUAACCAGCCAAGAUUUUGCCAAAAUGCACGCAAUUCUGUUUUCCAGGAUCAAAUCCGAGGUUCCGUUAAUACCAACUAUUAUCAUCAGCUGCUCCACCGAGCUUCAAUCUGCUCAAAUGUUCUUCUCCGCAGAGCUUCUUGAAGGGUCUCUGUCAGCAUCAGCAGUUCACCUGAGGACCAUCCCUCCUCGUUUCUCCCGCUACACAACCCCUUCAGUUAAUGGGUUAAUCUGCAUGGACUUUGGCCUUUGUGCCACCAUCUUUAACCCCAGUACUCGAGAGGCUUUUAAUUUACCAUUUGUUUGCCCUCCCAACUCUCCCGCUGCUGCUUCUACUUCCUUUUGCGUGAACUCAUUUGGGUUUGAUCCGAUCACCGAUUGUUAUAAGGUCUUGAACUCUUGGGCCGUUUCUGGAAAGGGUACUGAGUACAGGGUCUUGACAUUGGAGACAAACAACCAUUGGAGACUGCUUGGUGAUGGACCCUCGUUCUUCCCUAAGAGAGAAAGCGUUUGCAUUCAUGGAAUUAUAUAUUUCAAGUGCCAUUACGCUUCAGUUCUUUUCGCAUUUGAUGUCCACACAGAGAAAUUUCAUGAGAUUCCACUUCCAGAAGGUGUAUUCAAUUGGAGAAGUGAUUUAAUACAAUUUGGGGGGCGCUUGGCCCUUGUUGAUACUCAAUUUGAUUCUCCGUCCAAUUCAAUGAAUAUUUGGCUGCUAGAAGAUCAUCUUAUGAAUGAAUGGAUUGGUCAUACAAUCGUCUAUCCUGCAUCUUGGAAAGAAAUUGAAGGCUACCAAAACUUUUUGAUUGUUGGCACCAUUCAUACAGGUGAGAUUUUACUGGCACCACGCACUUUGUUGAAGCACUUUUGCGUGUAUAUCUAUGAUGUAGAAAGGAGGAGAUUGAGAAGGAUUGCAUUGUCUGGACUCCCGGAAUAUAGGCCUCUUGAUUAUUCUUCUAAUGCUGUCAUAGUCACCAAUUACGAGCAAAACAUUUUGAGUUUGGCAUAAUUGAUUAUUAGCCUCCUUCUGGUCCUAUAAUUUCUUCUUGUUUUGUUUUAAUUUAGUAUUUUGCUAGUGGAAUCAACUAACCUUUCUGCUGGCCUGCCUAUGCUGCUUAACAUUGUGGAUAAAGUGGCUGGUUUUGCAAUUAGACAUGGUUUUGGUCUUUGGCUCUUUGCUACCAAGUUAAAACCUCAGCAAAUUGAAAUUUAAAUGGAGAUUUACCCUGUUAUCCAAUUAAAAUCGGAGGCCUUUAUUAUGUGGCUGACAUUGGUAGCUUUUCCCUGUUUGAGUUAGCAUCCUAACCCUGCUGACAUUAGUAAGCUUUAAUUUGACCCCAUUAAUUUCUCCUAGUCAGUUGCUUUUGCUAUUUCUCUCCUCCCCUAUCAAUCUUUAAUUGUUCAAAAAUUACAAUUCAAAAUCUAAAAGAAAAGGCAAAGCCAAGGUAACUUUAACUGGCUGCAAAGAGCAGCUAACAUGCAUACAGUUUGAUACAGAAAAAAAGUCAAAAUUUUAAGCUUUUUCCUUUUCAAUUUAGGACCUUUCCUUUUCUUUUUCUGUCAAUUUGGGGUUUUGCUUUUCCGUUUCAUUAUCAUUUCGUAUAUUCAGUUACCUAUUACUGAACUAUAGAUUUAACUUUCUUUUUCUCUCCCUAAACCAAGGGCUCCUCUCUCUAAAGUGAGUCUUUUUUUGGGAUUUUCUCAGAGUGUCCUUUUUUGUUUCUUUUCCCUCUUGCUUUCCUCUUUCCAUUCGUCUCGUCCCUUUAGGAUUUCUAUACUUUUAGUUGUGAUUUGUUGGAAUCAUUCAAUUUUCUUCUUGUUUUUCUUCUUUACUUUUGAUUUUCAUGUUUUCUUUAGGUCUAGAACUUUAAGACAUGUUUGAUUAGGGUCUCAGUGCCUUACAUUGAUAGGGUUACAUAAGCUAAACACUUUAAUUCAUUGUUCAUCUAUUGGUUCUGGAUUUACGGUCAUUCUUAAACUGGUUUCAUUCUUCUCUGUGUGAUUAAUGAUGGAGGAAAUGAGAUUGUACCGAAGGACGGUGGAGUUGAAAUUGGGGAAGUCGUGAAGAAUACUUUGGUUGGAACUUGGAAAGAUUAUUGCAGAUAAACCCCUGAAUUGAAGAGGGGUUUUAAGCGAGCUAAGGAGUAUAUGGUCGCAGAAGGAGGCACCAAUGAUUCAAGAGCUUGGAUCUAACGUGUCUGGGAUCAAUUUUGCUCAAAAGGAGGUGAUGUUGCAAGUUUUGGAGAAGGAGCCAUGGUAAGUAAUGGGAUACUGCCCAACUCUUCAGCGCUGGACGGUAGAAACACUGUUCAGGAGAUAUGGUUUACUAAGAUUGACUAUUGGAUCCAAGUUCACAAUUUGCAGUUAGAGUUACUCAACAGAAUGCUGAGAAGAUUGGGGCGGUACUGGGAGACUUGGUAAAGUUGAGAGCCCUGAUUGGAACGAUGGCAUUGGUAGCCAUUGAUGUUCCAAAACCUCUGUUGGAAGGGUUUUAGGUGCCGCGAUAUGGGAAAAGUAAAGUGUGGGCAUGAGAGAUUAUUUGAUCUCUGUUUUACUGAUAACAGAUUGUGUGAGGAGGCAGUUAGAAUGGACACACGUGAUUGUCAGUUACAACAGAAAGCUCUCCAUUGUCCCUCUGCCAUGUGUCAUUCUCAGUCACCGUUGGAUAACAGGUCUGACUUUUGUUCAAAACCCCUCCCAAAUAACACCAUGUUUACCGUUUAAACCCUUCUUGAUGAACCUAUGGCCAUCUAAACCAACCGGCAUAUUUCAAAAGCACUUCUUCCCCUACUGAAAUAGCUGAAUUUUCUAACUGUAACCUGAUGACUGAUAAUUCCCCGACCAAAUGUUGAAACACUCGUUCCUUAACAAACCAUAAUCUUUCACAGGCUACAGCCUGCCCACACCAACAACAAAGUUUUGCUACCCACGAUCUCGUGUCAUACUUUGUUGAAUUACUUCCAGAAGAAAGUGAGGCUGUAGUUGAAGAAGAAGUGAAGCCUUUACCGGUAAGUGAUGUCUGUACUCUUUAUCAGUUUAGUAUUCAUUUUUUUUUUUUUUUUUUGAAAAUUGAAUCUCAAAGAGUUUCUGAUGAAGUCUUUGAUAAUGAUAAGGAGGGUGAAAAGAUGAAGAAACAAAGAGUAGGGUAUAGAAUUUGGUAAUGUACAAUCUCAAAAGAGUUUAUGUGAAAUUCCGUGAGGAUUCGAUCGACUAAGCCUAUUGUUGAUCGAAUUUGAUUCGUGUUAACCAUCGUUAGAGUCCUUUGUCGGGGGAGUCGAAUCGAAUUGGGUUCGAUUUAGUGUUUAUAGAGUAAUGUGGAUGGUUUGGAUUGUCUGGGAACUCGGAUUGAGUCUUUAUCUGAAAUUUCCUUUUUAUUUCAGUGCAAUUUUACUUUGUGUUUACAGAGUAAUGUAGAUAAUUUAGAUUGUAUAGAAUUGAGUCUUUCUGUGAAAUUGGCGGCUGCUGGCAGGGAAA
Molecule: messenger RNA, 3887 nt
Organism: Durio zibethinus
Lineage: Eukaryota; Viridiplantae; Streptophyta; Magnoliopsida; Malvales; Malvaceae
Source: RefSeq, a predicted model, not a curated record